Cladophialophora yegresii CBS 114405 is the source of this 1941-nucleotide messenger RNA. RefSeq names its product UDPglucose 6-dehydrogenase. The record is from RefSeq and is a predicted model, not a curated record. Lineage: Eukaryota; Fungi; Ascomycota; Eurotiomycetes; Chaetothyriales; Herpotrichiellaceae. Gene Ontology annotation, molecular function: NAD binding; UDP-glucose 6-dehydrogenase activity. The coding region runs from base 1 to 1941 and encodes 646 amino acids. Gene Ontology annotation, biological process: polysaccharide biosynthetic process; glycosaminoglycan biosynthetic process. Gene Ontology annotation, cellular component: nucleus; cytosol. The transcript is spliced from 3 exons.
AUGGAGUUCGCGGUACCUUCACUUGUGGGCACUUCCGACGGCAGCUCAUGUAACGACUCGACUGGUCUUUCGACACCGGACAGCAGUCCUUUGUUUCGUCCAUCACAUCCCAAGGAGUCGUUCGAGAGUCGUCUCGCUCAUGCUUUUGACGAGCCGAAGCGCGGGAAACUGGGUCCGGGCUUGACUUGCGCCGAGAGUCCCUUUGUGCCCUCCUUUGCCGACCUCUUUGCGCCUGUACCGAGCGAUGUAAGGAAGAUCUGCGUGAUUGGGGCAGGUUAUGUCGGCGGUCCGACUGCGGCAGUCAUUGCGCUGCACAAUCCCAAGGUCGGCGUCGAGGUUCUAGAUCGCGAUCAGCGCCGCAUCGAGCGAUGGAACUCCGCACAUCUCCCCAUCCACGAGCCCGGGUUGGACAAGAUCGUGCGACUGACAAGAGAUGGCGCGAUUGUCAAUGAUUCAGGCAAACGUGCCACCGACUCGAACGAACCUGUGCCAGAGGCCGGCAAUGUCUCUAGACGCGGCCCGAACCUGUUCUUCACGUGCGACACUCAGGUCAGCAUCUCCACUGCAGACAUGAUUUUUCUCGCCGUCAACACCCCGACCAAAACAAGCGGAGUGGGUGCGGGCAGGGCGACCAAUAUGAGGGCGCUGGACGGCGCAGUCCAGGACGUCGCCCUCUACGCGAAACCGGGUACAAUCAUCGUGGAGAAGAGCACUGUGCCUUGUGGCACAGCCCAGCGAAUAAGAAACACGCUCGAUGCUUUACGGCCUGUUGUUCCUUUCGAGGUCCUGUCGAACCCGGAAUUUUUGUCCGAGGGCACGGCAGUCAAGAAUCUUAUGCGACCAGAUCGUGUCAUUAUCGGCUCGUCUGGAUCGCCGGCGGGGAAGCUGGCAGCCGAUGCGCUUGCUAGCCUAUACACGGCAUGGAUUCCCUCAUCUCAAAUCCUCCAGAUCAAUGCCUGGUCUUCCGAGCUGUCUAAACUGGUGGCAAACGCCAUGCUAGCGCAAAGAAUCAGCAGCAUCAAUUCGAUCAGCGCGAUUUGCGAAGCUACUGGUGCAGAUGUGGAAGAAAUCGCCAAGUCAAUUGGGCUGGACACUCGGAUAGGUCCGCAAUUCCUGAAAGCUGGACUGGGAUUUGGUGGUUCCUGCUUCAGAAAAGACAUUGCCAGUCUCACGUACCUCGCCGAGUGUCUAGGCCUGGAAGAAGUGGCUCACUAUUGGAGCCAAGUCAACUCGAUCAACGUCACGCAGCGCAACCGAUUUGCUCGCAAGGUAUUGAGACGCUUCGACGAGAAUUUGAGUGGUAAGAAAGUCACCUUGAUGGGUUUUGCCUUUAAGAAGAACACCAGCGAUGCCCGAGAAUCACCCGCCGUGGACGUCAUCCGAACACUACUCGAGGACCAACCUUCGGAGAUCGCUAUUUUCGAUCCGUACUGCAUCGAGGAGGAAAUGCUCCAGGAGAUUUCUGCUGCAGCCCACGGCACAGGCGACACUUCAACAGUCAAGAUCUACACCGACCCUUAUGAAGCCUGCAUAAACUCGAACGCCAUUCUUGUUAUGACCGAUUGCGACCAGUUUAAGAAUUCUCCCCUGCAAAGGAUCUGCAGCAGGACCACAUCAGUGCCAGACUCGCUGUCGGGUUAUCCCUCUCCCGCACCAAAGCCUCAAGAAGAUGACUACCUUGGGACAAGUUUUGCAAACUACAUGCUCGCUCCUCAACCGGAUUGCGUGGAGAAUUGCCCCGACUGUCGUUCGAAAGCCAGAGGUCCAGUCAUGACUGAGCCAGUCGAGUGGGCACGAAUAGUUUACAGCAUGAACGAACCGAAGUGGAUCUUUGACGGUAGAGGCAUCAUUGACGUCGAGGAGAUGGAGAAGCUUGGAGGUGUUCGCGUGGAUGGCAUCGGCAAGUGGCGUCCUGAGGACGGCCAGAAACGUUGCUGGUAA